GCCGAGCCACCGCUUACAAGAAACACAUUUAUAUCCCAAUUCACGACGAUGACUCUCUAAGGGAAUCAGAGUCCGACAGCUGCUGGAUCAUGUCACACGGCACUCAGAAGCUGGAAGACCCUGCUUUCUUCAAGUUUUUGGGAACCUUCAGCCAGCCUGCUGAUACCAGAGGAGAAGAGGUGUAGUUCCUGUGACCAUCUGAGUUUUAUAUAACUCAAAGAAAGUGUCAUUUGCCAGACAAAGAUCCAGGCUGGAUACAGAGAGAGACCACCUCUAGUGAGCAAAAAUGGGUGACUGGAGCUUCCUAGGAGAAUUCCUUGAAGAAGUCCACAAGCAUUCCACAGUGGUGGGGAAAGUCUGGCUGACUGUGCUCUUUAUCUUUCGGAUGCUUGUUCUAGGCACAGCAGCAGAGUCCUCAUGGGGAGAUGAACAGUCCGACUUCAUGUGUGACACCCGGCAGCCUGGUUGUGAGAAUGUCUGCUAUGACAAAGCUUUCCCCAUCUCUCACAUCAGAUACUGGGUCCUUCAGAUUAUCUUUGUCUCCACGCCUUCACUGUUGUACAUGGGCCAUGCAAUGCACACGGUGCGCAUGGAAGAGAAGAAGAAAAUAAAGGACAUCAAAGAAGGAGUAAAAGCAAACCCUGACUCUUUCUGCCAGCAUGAGUAUCCUGCAGUAGAGAAGUCUGAGCUGACCUGUUGGGAGGAAGGAAGUGGGAGAAUCAUUCUUCGGGGCACUUUGCUAAACACUUACGUCUGCAGUAUUUUAAUCCGCACUACCAUGGAGGUAGGCUUCAUUGUUGGACAAUACAUGCUAUAUGGAAUCUUCCUAGAAACACUGUAUGUCUGUCACCGGGAGCCCUGCCCCCAUCCAGUAAACUGCUACGUCUCUCGUCCAACAGAGAAGAAUAUCUUCAUCAUCUUCAUGCUUGCAGUAGCUGCACUGUCGCUCUUCUUAAGCUUGGCCGAACUCUAUCACUUGGGAUGGAAAAAGGCCAAGCAGACAAUCUCUGGUUCUCACAAAAGCAACCCUAGCCCAGCUACUGGUAGACUGGAGUUGGGGUCUCAAGAGAAGAUCAUACAAAGUUGCACUCCUCCUCCGGAUUUUAAUCAGUGUCUGGUUAACCCUGGUGGGAAGUAUAUCAGUCCCUUCAAUAAUAAUAUGGCCUCUCAACAGAACACAGCCAACUUUGCAACAGAGAGGGUUCAUAAGCAAGAGGAUGAAAUUGGAGGGAGCCACUUUAUCCAAGCUAACUAUACACAAAAUCCUGAGCCAAACAACAGCUCAGCUCCUUGUCUACCCCCUAAUGGCUACUUCCAUGACAACCGCAGGACCAGCAGGACCAGCAGAACCAGUAGUAGUAAGGUGAGAUCUGAUGACCUAUCAGUGUGAGCUUCAGCAGGAACAAGAAGAAGGGACAUCGCUGGUACACCAGAUACCUGUUUAGCUUUUGACGUUCUGCCAGUCUGAACUCCAGUUCAACUCAUUUUAAGUACGGUAACUGGUUUGACAUAUUCUAAAAACCUCAUUUCAAAGUUGAUUUCAUGAACUGAACGAAUUAUUUUCCAAAAGGGGAUUUAUACAUUUUCCAAGAAAUAAUUAGAAGAAAUAUAACAUUCUCAUAAAAAGAGAUAACCAUUAUGACUUUCUAAAGAACUCUGGGAACUGAAUUAUGAGUCAGGGCUGGGAAGUUUUGUUGGCGUUCCCAAGUCCCUCUACAGAACUACAACGUUAAGGACUUAUUGAUUAAAAAACCCCAUGAUGGAUAAUAUGUUUAUAUGUGAUUUAGAUGUGUGACAUAGACAUAUCUUCAGGCUGUAACCACUUAUGAAAUUAACAGGGAGAUGCAACUGGCACACAUUAUGACACUUGUAAUUUCUAUCCUCUUGGAUAAAGGUGAAUCAUUAAAGAUAUGUGCUUUAAAGACAAGGCUGAAUCUUAACACCAAUAGGUGAUGGUUUAGCUACUCCAUUUCUGCUCAGGAAUAAUUUUCAGAUUUUGCAAGCAUACCUAGUGAUGGCAAACUGAAAUAUCAGGCUAUCUAAUACAAAAAUGUCUUUAUUUUUCCUCAUUUUUCUGCUGGCCCCCACAAAAUAUACCAGCUUGACAUACUUAUCCAAAGUGAAUGUGCAAUUAAUUUUACUUGAAUUUUUGAUAUACACGUGUCUGUAUGUAACUACUUUAAAUUUUCACUAACCGAAACUGUUUGCCAGCCUCACAGCACAAGACAAAUAUUAGAUGUGGGAGCAAUUUCAGUCAACAGAAAUCUUCAUUUUAUGGAAGCAAUAUUUCCCAUGGAAACAAAUACAGUCACAGGAAAAAAAAUAUGGAAGAACCCUGAGGUGGGUGGCAAAUGGAUUUGUUUUUGUUGUUUUAUUUAAUAGUCUUUAUUCUAUUCUUUUAAAAACCUGGCGGGGUACAUUGUCAUUCAAGCCUUAAUGAAAGUAAGGCCCCUUCCGCACGUAGGCGGAAGGGGUUGGGUCGGCGUAAUGAACGCCGACCCGACGACGCUGGGACCGUCCGCAUGGAUGGUCCCAGAGCCGGCUGGGACAAUGGCGACGCGGAGCGCCGUCGCCCGGCUGACCCGCCUCUUCCCCGUCCU
This is a messenger RNA of Sphaerodactylus townsendi, 2600 nucleotides long. RefSeq names its product gap junction protein alpha 5 (gene GJA5). The record is from RefSeq and is a predicted model, not a curated record. Gene Ontology annotation, biological process: cell communication. Gene Ontology annotation, cellular component: connexin complex. NCBI's taxonomy places the organism in Eukaryota, Metazoa, Chordata, Lepidosauria, Squamata, Sphaerodactylidae. The coding region runs from base 287 to 1390 and encodes 367 amino acids. The transcript has 2 exons.